Molecule: messenger RNA, 705 nt
Organism: Drosophila busckii
Lineage: Eukaryota; Metazoa; Arthropoda; Insecta; Diptera; Drosophilidae
Gene: Atg8a
Product: gamma-aminobutyric acid receptor-associated protein
Exons: 3
Coding region: 122-481 (119 amino acids)
Biological process (GO): autophagosome assembly; macroautophagy; autophagy of mitochondrion
Cellular component (GO): cytosol; autophagosome; autophagosome membrane
Molecular function (GO): ubiquitin protein ligase binding; GABA receptor binding
Source: RefSeq, a predicted model, not a curated record
AGUGCGCAGCUAGCAUUAGUAAAACACAUACAAAAGUGACAGCUUGUUUUUGUUGUUAUUAAAUAGGCGAAAAGUAAAGUGAAAACUGCGUUUCUUAUACAAUUAUUUAACCAGCACAAUUAUGAAGUUCCAAUACAAAGAGGAGCAUGCAUUUGAGAAGCGUCGCGCUGAGGGUGACAAGAUCCGCCGUAAAUAUCCUGACCGUGUUCCAGUGAUUGUAGAAAAGGCACCCAAAGCUCGCAUUGGUGAUUUGGAUAAAAAGAAGUAUUUGGUGCCAUCUGAUUUGACUGUUGGACAAUUUUACUUCCUGAUCCGCAAACGUAUACACCUGCGUCCCGAGGAUGCACUCUUCUUCUUUGUCAACAACGUCAUUCCACCAACAUCUGCGACCAUGGGCUCGUUGUACCAGGAACAUCACGAGGAGGAUUACUUCUUGUACAUAGCCUACUCUGAUGAGAAUGUUUAUGGCAUGGACAAGUAAAGCCGACUGCUUCCCACAAACCAUGCAAUAAAAGCAAACUAUACAGAAAGUUCUAUACAUGUAUACAAACUUAUAAUUUACGUUUAGCAUGCAGUUUAAACUAUAAUACAAAAUGAUAAAAAAAAAAAAAAACAAAAAAACAAUUACAAAAAGCAGCAUAAAAAUUAUAUUAUAGCUAAACUAAUUGUGCAGGUCUAAGGCAGUAAAAUAUUAAAAACAAAAAA